CCCAAACAGAUAGAAACGGUUGAAACCACCGUUCCGACUCUUCGAUCACCUGCUAAGUAUUCCAAGAUGUCUACAAGUAUUCCAAUCGGAAUUGAUCUUGGAACAACAUACUCGUGUGUUGCCGCUUGGUUUGAUCAACACAACCGUGUGGAGAUCCUUCCUAAUGAACAAGGUAACACCAUUACUCCAUCAUGUGUUGCAUUCAAUGAUGGUGAACUUUUGGUAGGCGAGGGUGCCAAAAACCAAAUCACUAGCAACCCGGAUAACACCGUUUUUGAUAUUAAGAGGAUAAUGGGAAGUAGAUUCAGCAAUGUUAGAUUGCAGAAAGACAUACAAUCAUGGCCUUUUAAGGUGAUCGAAAAAUCUAGUGAUAAGCCGAUGAUUGUACUUGAACACAUGGGUGCAAGCAAGGAGUUUUCUCCUGAAGAAAUAUCUUCUAUAAUUUUAAAGAGCUUGAAAGAGGCUGCCGAGGCGUACCUUGGUACAACGGUUAGCGAUGUGGUGAUUACUGUCCCUGCAUACUUCAGUGACAAGCAACGACAGGCAACAAAGGACGCUGGUACACUGGCUGGCCUUAACGUCAUGCGAUUGAUCAGUGAACCCACAGCAGCUGCAAUUGCGUAUGGUUUAGACAAGAUUUUAGAUUCAAAACACCCACAGCAGAAAAACGUCUUGGUAUUUGAUUUAGGUGGAGGGACAUUCGACGUGUCACUUCUCACUAUCGGCAGGGAGGGAACAAUACGUGUUAAAGCAGUGGGAGGCGACACGCAUUUGGGUGGAGAGGAUUUUGACAAGGCGAUGGUUGAUUUUUGUGUACAAGAAUUUAAGAAAAAACAAAAUAAAGAUGUUAGUAAAAAUGCAAGAGCAAUGGGGAGACUGAAAGUUGCCUGUGAGAAAGCAAAGAGAGAUUUGUCCUCAACAACUCGAACGUUGAUUUCCAUUGAUUGCUUGUAUGAUGGUAUUGAUUUUUCAAUGAAGUUCACCCGAGCAAAAUUCGAAGAGCUCAAUGCUGCUUUAUUUAAUAAAUGCAUUGAGCAUGUAGAAAAUUGUUUAAGAGAUGGGAAUAUGCAAAAAUAUGAUGUUCAUGAUAUAGUUCUUGUUGGUGGGUCGACUAGGAUUCCCAAAGUACAACAAAUGUUGAAAGAAUUUUUUGACGGGAAACCCCUUUGCAAGAGCAUUAAAGCAGAUGAAGCUGUCGCUUAUGGUGCAGCAGUGUUGGCUGCAAACUUGAGCGGUAAAGGUAAUAGAGCUAUGAAAGAUUUGACACUUUUAGACGUCACUCCUUUGUCUCUUGGUACUGGUGUCACAGUCCAUAAUUAUAUGAGUGUCAUAAUCCCGCGGAACACGCCAAUACCCACCAUGAACGAGCGAAUUUAUAGGACAAUUUUCGAUAACCAAGAAACCAUUGUAGUCGACGUGUAUCAGGGUGAGUGUGGUAAAGUGAAAGAUAACAUAUUUCUUGAUGAGUUUGAACUUCAUGGUAUCCCGCCAGCCCUUGCAGGGAAACAAAAAAUAAAGGUUUGCUUUAGCAUAGAUGUCAAUGGUAUUCUUGAGGUCUUAGCUGAGUUGGUAUCUACCGGUAGUAAAAAAAGUUUAUUAAUUGCUGGGAGUGGAAAUGUGUCCAAGGACGACAUUGAGACGAUGCUGAAAAAGAUUGAGCUAUGAAUUAUAAUAAUUAGGAUUGCAGAUUAAGUAAAAGUG
Messenger RNA from Helianthus annuus (common sunflower), 1701 nucleotides. Its product is annotated as heat shock cognate 70 kDa protein. Gene Ontology annotation, molecular function: misfolded protein binding; heat shock protein binding; ATP-dependent protein folding chaperone. The record is from RefSeq and is a predicted model, not a curated record. NCBI's taxonomy places the organism in Eukaryota, Viridiplantae, Streptophyta, Magnoliopsida, Asterales, Asteraceae. Bases 67 to 1665 code for a protein of 532 amino acids. Gene Ontology annotation, cellular component: cytoplasm. The transcript is spliced from 3 exons. Gene Ontology annotation, biological process: protein refolding; cellular response to unfolded protein.